Molecule: messenger RNA, 1967 nt
Organism: Ilex paraguariensis (yerba mate)
Lineage: Eukaryota; Viridiplantae; Streptophyta; Magnoliopsida; Aquifoliales; Aquifoliaceae
Source: the annotation of a GenBank genome assembly
AUGAGAAGAAUUCAAACUGUCAAACCUGCAAUGAAGCCUGCACAAAAACACAGAUGCUCAGACAACUCAACAAGCUGCCACUUCCAUUUGCAAUUUCUUUCCACUCAAUUAGGUCUUAUAUUACAACAUCAACUUCAGAAUACUCACACAACAACUUGGCUGUAGAGAAUGAAGAACGAACUUACUCUCACAUGCUACAGAAAUGCGUCGAAACUUCUGACUUACACAGCGGAAAAUCAGUACAAGCCAAGUUGAUCAAAGAAGCCCUUCUUCAUUCCCUAUAUCUCCAGAACCAUCUUCUUAAUAUGUACGUGAAAUGUGGUGAUCUUGUGAAUGGUGUCCAACUGUUCGACGAAAUGCCCCAAAGGAACGUAGUGUCGUGGACAGCCCUCAUUGCAGGCUUUGUUCAAAUGGGUUUUCCCGUUGAAGCUCUUUCUCUCUUCUACCGCAUGCACCAGACUGGAGUGAAGCCCAACGAGUUCACCUUCGUUAGCGCUCUCCAGGCUUGCUCUUUGUCCGAUAACAUUACCUCUGCAUACCAAAUCUACGCUUUGAUUGUUCAACUUGGAUUUGAAUCUAAUAUCUUCUUAGUCAAUGCAUUUUUAACGGCGCUAAUACGGCAUUGUAAAUUGGAUGAAGCUUUGGAGAUUUUUGAGAAGUGUUUGAAUAAAGAUACUGUGUCAUGGAAUGCGAUGAUGGCAGGGUACUUGCAGUUUUCUUAUUCAGAUGUACCGGGAUUUUGGUGUAGGAUGAUCUGUGAAGGUAUGAAACCAGAUGGUUUUACUUUUGCUAGUGUUCUCACUGGGUUGGCAGAGCUUAAUUAUCUAAAACUGGGCAUGCAAGUUCAUUCACGACUUGUGAAGUCUGGGUAUGGAAGUGAGAUGUGUGUGGGGAAUUCUUUGGUCGAUAUGUACUUGAAAAAUCAGAACCUAAUUGAUGGUUUCAAAGCAUUUCAGGAAAUUCCUUCGAAAGAUGUGCCCUCAUGGACUCAGAUGGCUGUAGGGUGUCUGAAUUGUGGGGAACCAAGUAAGGCACUUUGGGUCAUAGGAGAAAUGAGGAGGAUUGGUGUCAAGCCAAACAAAUUUACCCUUGCAACUUCCCUAAAUGCUUGUGCCAAUUUGGCGUCAUUGGAGGAAGGACAGAAGUUUCACAGCUUAAGAAUUAAACUGGAGAAUGAUGUCGAUGUCUGUGUGGACAAUGCUCUGCUCGAUAUGUAUGCCAAAUGUGGAUGCGUGGACAGUGCCUUGGGGGUUUUCCAGUCAAUGGAUGAUCGUUCUGUUGUUUCAUGGACAACAAUGAUAUUAGCUUAUGCACAAAAUGGAAAUGCCGGAAAAGCUCUUGAGAUUUUCAAUGAGAUGAAGCAGGAGGGAGAGCAGCCUAAUGAUAUCACCUUCGUAUGCGUACUUUAUGCAUGUAGCCAAGGAGGGUUCAUAGAUGAAGGUAGGAAAUAUUUCUCCUCUAUGACCUCUGACCAUGGAGUCUUCCCAGGAGAAGAUCAUUAUGCAUGCAUGGUAAAUCUCCUUGGCCGAGCUGGAUAUAUUAAAGAGGCUGAGGAAUUAAUACUUGGAAUGCCAUUUCAACCAGGGGUACUAGUUUGGCAGACUUUGCUUGGUGCAUGUCAGCUUCAUGGGAUCAUGGAAACUGCAAAACGUGCAGCAGAGAACGCAUUACUUCUAGACAAAGAAGAUCCUUCGACUUAUUUAUUGUUAUCUAACAUGUUUGCUAGUUCGAGCAAUUGGGAUGGUGUGAGGAUGUUAAGAAAACUAAUGGAGAAUGGGGAUGUAAAGAAAAUGUCUGGUUCGAGUUGGAUUGAAGUAAAUGGAGAUCACUCACUCCAGGCACAUAGAAAAUUCACAUAAAUGAAAUCUGGUAUGCACACAACUUACAUGAGUUUUGGUGCAUUCUUGGAGUGCUUGAUUUCAUUUUGUAUCACAAAAUUGUCAGUUUAGGAUAUGAUCUUUGUUGUA